GAGGAGUCCUAAAAUGGGCCUAGGGCCCUGGGUAUAAAAUGAAAGGGAACCCUAGGGUUCACCCCAGUUUCCACUCCAGCCGCCACAUCCAAUCUCCGUCAAGCUCGUCUCUCCCCCUUCACCGAUCUCUCACUCUCUUCUUAUUUUCUCUCAUUUGAUAUGCUUGUUUGAACGGAUUCGGCUGUGUUUUCUAUGGCUACACGGCGGUGUUGGUGUCGUUGGAGGGGCAAACCGAACACUGUCGGAUAGGGUUCGUUCACCGCCAUCAGGCUUGUUAUGAAGGAACUUUAUUUCUUAUUGCAAGACAUUGAAAAAGUGAGCCAAAUUCUAAAGAUAUUACACCAUGCUUCCUGUUCAACCGCCAGUGGAGAUUGAUCCAGAAAGUAAGGUGCAGUCCAGUCCAGAAGCUGCAGCACACACUGCAAACAGUAGUAUAGUGACCAAAGGUUUGGCACACACACAUAACUCUGAGGACACUAUCAUUGAAGUGGAAGAUCAAUUUGACGAACAAAUUAAGAGUCCAGAGUGUGUUGGUGAUAGCAGUGUGGCUGAGGAAGAGGACCCAGAUGCAACUGAUUGUUCAAGCUCAUUUGAGGGCACAGUGUCUGGGACAGAAAAUGGUUCUGGAUUGAGUGAUGCUGAAGUUGAAUCAUGCUUUUAUGACGACAAUGGCUGUGCAUAUGGUGGCUCUAAUAGCAUCUUUGCUAUAAGGAGGCAGUUAACAAGCCACUGGAGGAGCUUCAUACGUCCAUUGAUGUGGCGAUGCAAAUGGACAGAACUGAGAAUUAAGGAGUUCCAGUCUCUUGCUUCAAAGUAUGCAGGAGAACUUGCUGCAUAUGAUCAGAGAAAAAAGUUGGAAAAAGAUCAAUCUACACAAGAAAUUUCUUGUUCAAAGUCGUUACAAUUUUCUUUCCAAAGUCCUGGGAAAAAGGUGAUGGAGAGGAGGAAGAGAAAGAGGGUUGAAGAUGCAACUGAUGCAACAUCAUAUAUGUCCCAACAUAACCUUUUCUCCUAUUUUGCAGAUAAGAGGUCUGAUCCAGAUGGCACUUCUAUGGUAGAAGAUAUUGGUAAUCCAGUCUCCGCACAGCAAAAUGCCGACGAUCAUGAUGAGUUUGACUUUGGAGAUGACUGUGUAUUUCAUGACUACAAUGAUGAAAAUGACUCAUUAGAGCAGAUGCUUUGGAAGAUUGAAAGAGCACAGACACAUGUUGAGAAACUUAAGUCUCGACUUGUGGAGGUGUUCGCUGAAAAUGACAUGCAGUUCUUUUCCUUUGGGGAUCUGCCUGUUCUUGUGCCCUAUGAUGGACAGGCCAGUUCUAAUCACAGUCCUACUUUUUCUGCUGGCCAUGAGGACAUGGAAUUAGUCGGAUUUGAUGUUGCCAAUCUGCAUGAUAUUGCGGAUUUUAUUAUUCCUGAAUUCAUGGCUCAAAGCUAUAAAGAAGCUGUUUCUGUUCCGGAUAUUAUUGAAAGUACAGUUAGUCCGUUGUCCUCAGCUGAUGUCACCAUGAAUCAGCCACAGAUUGGAGACUUUGGUGAAGCUAGUAUGGAUAAUGUCCUAGCAUAUGAUCAAGCAGCUGAAGUAGAGAGGCACACUUCCAGAAGUACACAAAAGAACACCACAGGGAAGCUCCAGGAACAAGAGGAAUGCAUGCAAGAAAGCGGCAAUCGUUCUGUCCCAGAUAUAGAGCCUGACCUCGGUGCCAAAACUGAGACACCUCUGAAUCCAUCAAGUCUAACGUCAUGCUUAGCUUCAGAGAUCCAUUUUCCCAAAUCCAAAAGAAAGAGAGCAGAGCGUAAAGUUGGUUUGGGCAGAUGGAGCACUGAUCCUUUGUUGCGCAAUAAUCAGUAAGUUGGAAUUUUGUUGGCUUUGAACUAUCUUCAUGUAGUUACCAAAACUGCAACUUUUUGAUAAAAUGUAGCAAGCAUGGCCUGUAAAAUUGUGGCACUGGAGAUAUAAAUAGUUUUAUCUAUUUACAAAAUGUGGUCUUAGAUGCAAUUGGCUCAGUUUUAAGGAACACGUGUCACGGAGCCACCGUUUUUCAUCUCAGCCGCGGACUGGUCUGUUACUGCUGGUGGUCGGUAGCGAAAUAACUGGACCUCAAGCUGUUUGAUCACAAUUCCUUAACGUUUGUACCUAUAUUAGCAAAAUGUUUAUGGUGCUUUACUGCUUUGAGUUUGAGGUCCAAGCAUGAUAGGUGGAGGCUGACUGCUAUGGUUAACCUCUACGAUGGCGAAAACCAGUUUCCUGUUUGAUGUCUGAUGUCGAGGAGCACGAAAAUAAGGACCGAGCUUAAUCCUCCUGGAAGAGGGUCCUCUUUAGCUCUCAUUCCCAACGGCAUUCUGAACUGUCUUGUAUUGACUACUGAGUCUGCAAUGGUUCUAUUGAUUCUAGGUGAUAAAGAGCUAAAGAGGACCCUCUGAGCUUCAUUGUUAGGAUUGUAUAUGCAGCAUGUAUGCUGUUUCUGCAAAAUGUUUGUAUGAUGAAUGUGUGGUUGAAGGGUACUAAAUUUGGAAGGAUCCAGCAGCAAGGAGCUAGCUCUAAAUGUAUGCCAAGCUUUUAUCAUAGCUGUUUGUCAGGCAUGCCCAGGGGUGGUUCUGGAUUGUUCUAGUCCUUUCUAGGUUCCAGAAUGUUCUAGGGUGAAUAUUGUACAUAGUUGUGAGUACAUUGGUUCUAGAAUUUGAUCCAGACCUUUUUUUGUCGUUUCGUGAAGAGGGCGGUAAGGUUUGGCUUAAAGUUUAAGACGGUACGUAGAGUAUAGAUGUAAAUGGGUCUCCAUUAAUCCUAUUUACGCUCUACUUUUUGUCUUUGUUUGACAAAUGUCUUCCAAAAGGGCUACUCACCUUGAGAAUGACCCCUUCAUUUCCUUUUGUGCUAUGAGGGUGGGAGCGCCAGGGCUUCCCAACAAAGUGGACAAAAUGAUUCCAAUGGUCUAACAAUGGCAUGAAAGGGGGAUGAAUUAUGAUUUCUCAUCUUCAUAGCUACCCUUUUCAUUCCAACAGUGAAGUUUUUUUUUUUUUUUUUUCUUUUUUAAUGUA
Molecule: messenger RNA, 3036 nt
Organism: Diospyros lotus (date-plum)
Lineage: Eukaryota; Viridiplantae; Streptophyta; Magnoliopsida; Ericales; Ebenaceae
Exons: 6
Coding region: 344-1849 (501 amino acids)
Source: RefSeq, a predicted model, not a curated record